Messenger RNA from Telopea speciosissima, 1952 nucleotides. Its product is annotated as phospholipid--sterol O-acyltransferase. The record is from RefSeq and is a predicted model, not a curated record. Gene Ontology annotation, biological process: lipid metabolic process. The transcript is spliced from 15 exons. Gene Ontology annotation, cellular component: cytoplasm. Lineage: Eukaryota; Viridiplantae; Streptophyta; Magnoliopsida; Proteales; Proteaceae. The coding region runs from base 51 to 1949 and encodes 632 amino acids.
UCUCUCUCCAUCUCUCAUUUUCUGUUUUACGUGGGUUGGUUUGAGUUUUAAUGGGAGAACUUCGUUACCUCAUCGUUGCGUUUCUCCUUCUCGGAGCUCUGCAAAGGAAUAGAAUUAAUGGCAAAGCUUUUUACGGAGACUAUUCGAAGCUGUCGGGGAUUAUAAUCCCAGGUUACGCUUCCACGCAGCUCCGAGCUUGGUCAAUCCUUGACUGCCCUUACUCUCCUCUUGAUUUCAAUCCACUUGAUGCCGUCUGGCUUGAUACCACCAAAGUUCUAUCUGCUGUAAAUUGUUGGCUUAAGUGCAUGUUGCUAGAUCCUUACAAUCAAACAGAUCAUCCUGAAUGCAAAUCUCGACCUGAUAGUGGUCUUUCUGCAAUUACAGAACUUGAUCCAGGUUACAUUACAGGUCCUCUUUCCUCCGUGUGGAAAGAAUGGGUAAAAUGGUGUAUAGAAUUUGGCAUUGAGGCGAAUGCAAUCCUUGCUGUUCCUUAUGAUUGGAGACUGUCAGCUUCAAUGCUUGAGGAGCGAGAUCUGUACUUUCACAAGCUAAAGUUGACUUUUGAAACUGCACUUAAACUUCGUGGGGGACCAUCAUUAGUUUUUGCCCAUUCAUUGGGAAACAAUGUUUUCCGCUAUUUUUUGGAGUGGUUGAAGCUGGAAAUUGCACCAAAAGAGUAUAUCAGAUGGCUUGAUGACCAUAUCCAUGCUUAUUUUGCAGUUGGGGCCCCUCUCCUUGGUGCUACUGGGACAGUUAGAGCAACACUUUCUGGUUUUACGUUUGGUCUUCCUAUUUCUGAGGGAACAGCGAGGUUGAUGUUCAAUUCAUUUGGUUCUUCAUUAUGGAUGAUGCCAUUCUCAAAGUAUUGUAGGACAGAUAAUAUAUAUUGGAAACGUUUCUUUGAGGGAAAAGGGAUGGGCCAACACACAUAUCAUUGUGAUGAGAUGGAGUUUCGGUUAAAUUACUCUGGAUGGCCGACUGAUAUUAUAAAUAUUGAGAUCCCUUCAACACAAGGUGCUGAAGCCUACCCGUCACUUUUAGAAAUGUCACCGGCUAACCUGUCUAGCAUGGAAUGUGGCCUCCCUACUCAGUUGUCAUUUUCUGCUAGGGAAAUAUCUGAUGGAACCUUCUUCAAAGCAAUAGAGGAUUAUGAUCCAGACAGCAAAAGGCUUUUGUAUCAAUUAGAAAAGUUGUAUCAAGGAGAUCCAGUGUUGAACCCACUUACGCCUUGGGAUAGACCUCCUCUGAAGAACAUAUUUUGUAUAUAUGGAGUAGAUUUGAAGACUGAAGUAGGUUACUAUUUUGCACCAAGUGGCAAACCAUAUCCUGAUAACUGGAUCAUAACUGAUAUUGUUUAUGAAAUUGAAGGAGCCCUUUUCUCAAGGUCAGGGAAUCUAGUUAAUGGGAAUCCUGGAUAUGCUAGUGGGGAUGACACGGUGCCAUACCACUCCCUCUCAUGGUGCAAAACAUGGCUGGGGUCUAAAGUGAACAUAACGAGGGCUCCACAGUCAGAGCAUGAUGGAUCUGAUGUACAAGUGCACCUGAAUGUAGAGCAUCAUCAUGAUACAGAUGUAGUUCCAAACAUGACGAGGGCUCCUCGGGUUAAGUAUGUAACCUAUUACGAAGAUUCUGAAAGUAAUCCAGGAAAGCGGACAGCAGUUUGGGAGGUUGAUAAAGCAAGUCACAGAAACAUUGUCCGAUCUCCAGUUUUAAUGCGAGAGUUGUGGCUCCAAAUGUGGCAUGAUAUUCAUGCUGAUGCAGAAUCAAAAUUUGUAACAAAAGCUAAACGUGGACCUUUGAGGGAUGAGGAUUGUUACUGGGAUUAUGGAAAAGCUCGGUGCGCCUGGCCUGACUAUUGUGAAUAUAGGUAUACUUUUGGUGAUGUCCACCUUGGACAGAGUUGCAGGUUAAAGAAUUCUUCAUUUGAUCUCCUCUUGCAUUAUCUAUAGAUC